Molecule: messenger RNA, 546 nt
Organism: Penicillium daleae
Lineage: Eukaryota; Fungi; Ascomycota; Eurotiomycetes; Eurotiales; Aspergillaceae
Exons: 2
Coding region: 1-546 (181 amino acids)
Source: RefSeq, a predicted model, not a curated record
AUGUCGCACCAUUGCCCACCACGAUCACAGAGAGCAGCCAGAUCCCAACAUCUCUCAUGUCAACCCUCCAAAGUGUGGCUACCUGAAGAGGACAUUAAAUUAAUUCAUCUUCGAAGCAAGGGAUGGCAAUGGCCCGCGAUCAGCCGAAUGCUACCUGGGAAAUCGCAAUCGUGUUGUCGUCUCCGAUACAAAGGCCACCUUAAUCGAUCUCCACAAUGGACUGAGGAGAGAAAAGAUUCUCUUUCACGAGAAUACGCAAAGCUCCGGGAGCAUAUAUGGUCGAUGAUAGGAGAGAAAUCAGGCAUUCCCUGGAGAGCAGCGGAGGCUAUGCAUUGGCAUCUAGGGGAGCAGGAGAUAGCACGUCGUGCUCAAGUGACAUCUUUCAAUAUAAACUAUAGUGAGGAGCGUCGCGGCACGCGCGUUGCGGACCAGGGUGCGAAAGACGCUUCAACCAAAGGGGAAGGAAGGGUGAAUAGAGCCAUUACGUUGCCCUCCAUUACAACACUUUUCCCAGAUAUUCUCAAGAAUUGCCAGUCUACUGGGUGA